AUGGAUUACGCUGAGGAAAAGCAACAGGAGAUUGAAAUUUUGCAGUCCAUAUACCCCGAUGAAUUUAAAUUCAUCAACGGGGCGGCGGACCACUUCAAGAUCAAGUUGGUUUUGGAGACGGAGUCGGAAAAUAGACACAGCUUGCUCUUGACGGUAAAAUACCCAGAAACGUACCCGGAUGUGGAGCCAGUGUUGGAGGUGAGCCUUCCCGAAGCGGAUGACGAAGACUACGAGUACGAGGAGGAAUCUGAGGAAGAGGUCUCUUCCGACGACGAUAUGGAUGAAACAAAGCAUGUCAUUAUUGCCGAAACUAUAUUCUUUGACGAUGCCGAUUUGGUGUUUCUCAACGACAAGUUGAUCGAAGAAGCCUCUUAUAACGUGGGGAUGCCUGCUGUGUUUGCGUUGACCUCCACCUUGAAAGAUGAGGCUGAGCGGUUAUUCCAGGAAAAGUUGGACGCCGCGAACCAGCGCUACGACGAUGAGCUCAUGGAGCGUGAGCGCGAGGAGCAGAAAAAGUUCCUCGGGACCAAGGUCACCGUCGAGUCCUUUAACACGUGGAAAGCCAAGUUCAACGCGGAGAUGAAAUUGGAGGAGGUCGAGCAGCAGCGCCUCCAGGCGUUGCACAAGGGUAGAAUGACUGGGAAGGAGAUCUUUGAGAGAGGCUUGGGCGGUGACGAAGAU
Babjeviella inositovora NRRL Y-12698 is the source of this 681-nucleotide messenger RNA. It is a transcript of the gene GIR2, whose product is annotated as Gir2p. The record is from RefSeq and is a predicted model, not a curated record. The annotation marks the transcript as partial. The transcript has a single exon. NCBI's taxonomy places the organism in Eukaryota, Fungi, Ascomycota, Pichiomycetes, Serinales. Gene Ontology annotation, biological process: cytoplasmic translation. Gene Ontology annotation, molecular function: protein binding.